This is a messenger RNA of Xenopus tropicalis (tropical clawed frog), 2349 nucleotides long. It is a transcript of the gene muc4l, whose product is annotated as mucin-like protein. Gene Ontology annotation, molecular function: calcium ion binding. Gene Ontology annotation, cellular component: membrane. Lineage: Eukaryota; Metazoa; Chordata; Amphibia; Anura; Pipidae. The coding region runs from base 1 to 2349 and encodes 782 amino acids. The transcript has 16 exons. The record is from RefSeq and is a predicted model, not a curated record.
AUGACCUUGAAUAAUUCUUUUACAUACCAGAGCUCAUUUCCUAGUAUAUAUGGUGGAGGCACAAGAUGUUACUACUAUUCAUCAGGAUCACUUAUAUAUGGAGAGAAAGAAAGAUUUUUGCCAACCCCAUGGACAUCGGUUAACUACUGGCUGUGGUGGUCGGAUCCUCAACUCUCACAGAUAUUUUGGAAAACAACCUUGCCUCAAUUAACCAAUCAGUACCAAGUGAAUGAAGUUGAUCCUUAUGAAAACUGUUGUAAUUCUGGUUCUCCCUAUCUUUGCUACCUGUAUUCAUUAAAAAGGCCCCGGGAUUCCUGCUAUGGAUACAUCCCACCGAAGAUCGGAUUUUUCUUUGGGGACCCUCAUAUUAACACACUGGAUGGAGUGCAGUAUACCUUCAAUGGUUUGGGUGAAUUUACAUUGGUUAAUGUUAUGGAUGAUAAUGGUACAAUUUUCACGCUCCAGGGACGCACAGCCAGAGCAGGGACUAAUGCAACAUCCCAAGCAACUAAUUUUGUGGCACUGGCCGCAGAUAUAAGCAAUGUGACUACGAUUGAGUGGCAACUGUCUAAUGAGAAUAUGACAAUUGUUAUGAUUAACGGAUCUGUAAUCCCCUUGUCUGCUGGAAAUGUCACCGCACUCAGUAAGGCCACGCUAGAAAUUACAUCUGAGGGUGAAGUUAAUGCCAAUUUUGAAGGAGGCAUCUCUCUGUCAGUAACUGCUAAACUCGGAGCCUUGAGCUUUGUUACAACAUUGGAUGCUUCAUAUCAAAACAAAACAGAAGGACUUCUGGGUGUCUUCAACGGGGAUAAGACAGAUGACUUAAAGUAUUCAAAUGGAACAGUUCUGAGCUACAAUGGAGUGAAACUCCCCAAUGAAUCUCUGAUCUUUGACAUGGGAAUGACAUGGAAAACCACUCCGCAGAACAGCAUCUUUACCUAUAACUCUACAAAUAAUGAAUCUUGGUACACCUACAACAAUAACAGCUUUGUGCCUCUGUUUUAUGAUGAGUUACUUUUGACUACAAACGAAACCCUUAUCAACAGUGCAAACUCAACUUGCAAAGGGAAUAAUGAAUGCAUAUUUGACAUUCUGAGCACUGGCAAUUUUGCCCUGGGGCAAGCCACUCUUGGCACGCUGAAUGCAGCUAUAGAACAAAGCAGCACCAUGAAUAACUUUCCUCCAAAUAUAACUGGGCCAAGCACAAUUAAAGCAGCUCUGAACACGCAAGUGACAGUGAGCUACACAGCAACAGAUCAGAACAAUGACCCAGUGGUGUUCUCUGUGCUGACAAAUUCCGCGGAUGUCAAUAUCACACCUAAUGGUCUGCUAACGUGGAAUCCGAAAAGCUCAGACCCGAUUAACAUCACUAUCCAAGCAAAUGAUUCAAAAGCAGUCACUGAUUUAGCCCUGACACUUGUGCUGUGUAACUGCUCAAACAACAGCAGCUGCCUCUAUGACCAGACAAUUACUCUAUCAAAUUAUAUGAACUUCAAGAUGGCUGGAUGUAACUGCUCUGCUGCAUGGACUGGAAUGUACUGUAAUGAAGAUUUUGAUGGCUGCAUAGAAAAUAAAUGCUAUGUAAACAAUAGCUGUAAUGAUACAAAAGCUCCUGGUGUAGGAUUUACAUGUGAUGCAUGCCCUAAUGGCAUGACUGGAGAUGGAAUACAAUGUGCUGACAUUGAUGAAUGUUAUCUUAACAUAUCAAGUUGUGAACAGAUAUGUAACAAUAUCCCAGAACGGUACAGCUGCAGCUGUAUGGAAGGUUACCAAGUGAAUCAAACCAACAGCUCCAAGUGUGAAGAUAUUGAUGAAUGUAGCAAUUCUACUAUAUAUCCUUGUGCUAACAAUACAGUGUGUAUUAAUACCCCUGGAAGCUACUCAUGCCAGUGUAUGCAGGGGUAUCAAGGAAACCCUACUCUACUGUGUGUUGAUAUCAAUGAAUGCACGAAUGUGUCUAUUUGUCCAAAUACGUCUACUUGUAGCAACACUGCUGGCUCAUACUUAUGCAACUGUCUGCCAGGAUAUAGUGGGAACAAUUGUACAGAUAUAAAUGAAUGUGAGAUAAACAACACAUGUUCCCUGAAUUCGAUCUGUACUAACACUAUUGGAUCAUACAGCUGUUAUUGUAAAACUGGCUACAGUGGAGAUAAUUGCACAGAUAUAGAUGAGUGUGCAAAUUAUCAGAAUGACUGCGGAUCAUAUUCUCAGUGCAUAAAUACUAUAGGGUCCUACAAUUGCUUUUGUGUGUCAGGAUACACUGGUGAUGGGAAACAGUGUGCAGGCAACAAUAGAAACUACAACAAACCCACCUACAACAAGCCUCGGAAAUGUGACAGCUGUGGCUAG